AUCGGGAGCGCCUUUUGUCUCGCCUCGAGGGCAACCCCGCCUCGCGUUCGCAAAUAAUACACGCUCAUCCUCCAUUCACGAGAACAAUCAUGCCUGCAUACCGCACUCGCGAAACCUCCUUCCGCACCCUCGAAGUCGCGACGGACGCGCCCCUCCCCCCGACAGUCGCCAUCAUUUCCCCCACGCCGCGCGCAUUCACCUUCCCUAUCAACGCCAUCCCCGACGCUCGCUUCGUCUCCCCAUCCAGUUCGCCCUUCGAGCCCGACCUCAAGUUCGCAUGCACCCCGCCACCCGCACGCGCCCUCUCCCCUACCUCCUCCAUCGGCUCCACUGACGCCUCAUCGAUCUUCUCCACUCCUUCCGCGCGCUCCUCGCAGGCCUCGCACAAGCGGCGUAGAUCGACCGCUAGCGAUAUCGGGGAACGCCGCCCCAAGAAGGGCGACGACGACUACAUCAAGCGUCCCGAGAACGCGUUCAUCCUCUUCCGCCGCAAGUGCUGCGAGGACCGCCAGGCGCAGGACGAGACCGACGACGGGUCGGCAGGCCCCGUCAAGAAGCAGCGCCAGGCGGACCUCUCCAAGACCAUCAGCCAGCAAUGGAAGAGCCUCGCCGCAGAGGAACGGCACUAUUGGGAGGAGCUUGCGAAAGAGAAGAAGAAAGAGCAUGAGGCGAUGUACCCCAACUACGUCUACCGCCCGCAGCGCCUGAAGGACAAGUCGAAGGCGAGGAAGGGCAAGGGGAGAAAGGAGGGCGAGCAAGAGACCGACGCUGAGAGUGGCAUCUCGUUCGUGAUUCCCGUUCCCUCUCCUCCGCGCAGCCUCAGCCGCGACAGCUUGCCUCUCGACGCCUCCGCGCGCGGUCGCCGUGCGGUGUCAGCACCGACGCCGCCACCGCAGUAUCAGACGAUCCAGCUCCCGUCUGUGUACAUGCCCUCAUGUCCGACAUCACCGUCGCUCAAUCCUUCGCUCAUGCCAAGGAUUAGCAGGCGGUCUCCACACAUUCCCCCACCAGGCAACGAUUCCCUGACGCAUUUUGAGUACUUACCGAACGACUCCCUCUUCCCGCCCUACCAGCAUCAGCACUCCGCAUUCGAACACAGCCCACAGGCCGAUCAGCUGUUUCAGAUGUUCCAACUUGAACAAUCCACUCUGUCAGGACAGAGCGGCGCUCCUCUUCUGCAUCCACUGAGCAUCCCUAGAGAUUCGUCAUCCAUGCCUUCAAGCCUUGUGUCGCCGGCCGAGUCCAUCGCAUCGAACCACUUCCUCUCGCCCGUAUCGCCCGCGUCGACCCAGGGCGGGCCAUACACGCCCGCAGAGUCGCUCUCCAUGAUGUCGCUCUCCCUCGCCAACAACACGUCAUGUGGCCAGCCCAUGGAUGCCAUGUCUGACCACUCGAGCGGCCCGCUCGCGUUCUCGAUGUGGCCGCAGGAGAGUCUCUGGCCGGACGACGCGAUGAUCCCGGACGACUUCGACCUGAACUCGAUCCCGCCAAUCGAGCUGGGGAUCUCGCAGUUCGACGGCGAGAUGCACCAGCUCGCGGCGCUCCCCGAGCUUUCUGAAGGCAUGGACAUCCCCGGCUUCGAGUUCGACGACGCGUUUGCGCUGGGUCAGGGCCAGGGCCAAGAGCACGACCUGCACGACGCCGACCCCGGACACGACCCAUUCGACAUGUUCGGCGGCUACGACCACACCACCGGCGGCAACAUAGCCUGGUGAUGACGCUGUCAACGUGCGCGGGCGUGCGUUGACGACCCUGUGGACACUGUAUCAAAACCCCCGGCUCCUGAGUUCUAUCUAUCAUCUAUCCUUGGAAUUCCGCUGUUGUACGCACCUUCCGUCGCUGAUGAACGCUUAUCCGUGUAUUCCUGCUGUACUGAUAUUCGCGCUGGUGUCCGAUGUUGACGUCGGCGCCGUGUACUCAUCACCCCACCCUACCAUCCGAGCAUUUGUGUUACUUACUGACAACCCUCAUUGGCACACAUCCCACCAUCCUGCAUCUCCAUCCGCGCGUCAGAUACCCCCCUCCCUCUUCUAUCCUCUCACUUAUGACAUUAUUUGACGUAACGACUUCAGCUGGUGUCCUGGUGCCCAGUCCAACACGAAUACAAGGAUUUUAUAGAGUUUGUGAGGCA
This is a messenger RNA of Postia placenta MAD-698-R-SB12, 2131 nucleotides long. RefSeq lists its product as hypothetical. The coding region runs from base 90 to 1715 and encodes 541 amino acids. NCBI's taxonomy places the organism in Eukaryota, Fungi, Basidiomycota, Agaricomycetes, Polyporales, Adustoporiaceae. Gene Ontology annotation, molecular function: RNA polymerase II cis-regulatory region sequence-specific DNA binding; DNA-binding transcription factor activity, RNA polymerase II-specific. Gene Ontology annotation, biological process: regulation of transcription by RNA polymerase II; anatomical structure morphogenesis; cell differentiation. The transcript has 3 exons. The record is from RefSeq and is a predicted model, not a curated record.